Molecule: messenger RNA, 2875 nt
Organism: Kogia breviceps (pygmy sperm whale)
Lineage: Eukaryota; Metazoa; Chordata; Mammalia; Artiodactyla; Physeteridae
Source: RefSeq, a predicted model, not a curated record
GGGGUGAUCUGGCGCAGAGUGGAGGAGGUGCUUGCGGCUCGCUCCUGCUCCUCCCCUCUUCUUGCGGCCUCCCGGAGGUCGGCCCAGCUCCUGUGGCCUCCCGUGAAAUGUGGAUGACGCCCAAGAGGAGCAAAAUGGAAAUCGACGAGUCUCGGGGGUUCCGGGCCGAGUGGACCCAGCGGUACCUAGUGGUGGAGCCUCCGGAGGGCGAGGGCGCCCUGUGCCUGGUGUGUCGCCGCCUGGUCGUAGCCACCGGCGAACCCGACGUCAGGCACCACUACGAGGCCGAGCACGACUAUUACGAGCGGUAUGUGGGGGAGGGCGAGCGCGCGGCCCUGGUGGAGCGUCUGCGUCAGGGCGACUUGCCCGAGGCCGCCCCGCUCACUCCGGAGGAGAGAGCUGCUCGUGCAGGUCUCGGGCUCGCCCGCCUCUUGGCCUUGAAGGGUUGCGGCUGGGGCGAGGGGGACUUUGUGCACCGGUGCAUGGAGGUUAUGCUGAGAGAUGUGCUGCCCGAUCACGUAAGCGUUCUGGAUGGCAUUGAUUUAUCUCCGGAGAUCACGCGGCAGAGGGUCCUGGACAUUAACCAAAAUCUACGCAGUCAGCUUUUUAACCGAGCCAAGAACUUUAAAGCCUAUUCCCUUGCCUUGGACGACCAGGCUUUUGUGGCCUAUGAGAACUACCUCCUGGUCUUUGUCCGCGGCGUAGGCCACGAUUUGGAGGUGCAAGAAGAGCUUCUGACCAUAAUCAACCUGACUCAUCACUUCAGUGUUGGUGCCCUCAUGGCGGCAAUCCUUGAGGCCCUGCAGACGGCAGGGCUUAGCCUGCAGCGGAUGGUUGGACUGACCACGACCCACACUCUGAGGAUGAUUGGUGAGAACUCAGGACUGGUGUCAUACAUGAGAGAAAAGGCUGUAAGCCCCAACUGUUGGAAUGUGAUCCAUUAUUCAGGAUUUCUUCACUUGGAACUGUUGAGCUCCUACGAUGUAGAUGUUAAUCAAAUCGUAAAUGCCGUAUCUGAAUGGAUAGUUUUGAUUAAGACCAGAGGCGUUAGGCGGCCCGAAUUUCAGGCUUUACUAACUGAAUCUGAAUCAGAGCACGGUGAAAGGGUUAAUGGACGGUGUCUGAACAAUUGGCUUAGAAAAGGGAGGACUUUAAAACUAAUAUUUUCUUUAAGAAAAGAGAUUAAAACAUUCUUGGUUUCGAUAGGGGCAACAACGGUCCAUUUCACAGACAAGGAAUGGCUUUGUGACUUUGGCUUCUUGGUGGAUAUUAUGGACCACCUUCGAGAACUUAGCGAACUAUUGAGAGUGAGUAAAGUCUUUGCUGCUGCUGCUUUUGACCAUAUUUGUGCCUUUGAAGUGAAGCUGAAUUUACUUCAGAGACAUAUCGAGGAAAAAAAUCUAACACACUUUGCCGCCUUGAGCCAAGUUGUUGAUGAGCUUAAAGGGCAUCUUCAAGAAGACGAAAAAAUACUCGAUCCUGAUAGGUAUCGAGUGGUGAUCUGUCGCCUACAAAAAGAGUUUGAGAGACAUUUCAAGGACCUCAAGUUCAUUAAAAAGGACUUAGAACUUUUUGCAAAUCCAUUUAGCUUUAAACCUGAAUAUGCACCUAUUUCAGUAAGGGUGGAGCUAACAAAACUUCAAGCAAAUACUAACCUUUGGAACGAAUACAGAACCAAAGACUUAGGGCAGUUCUAUGCCGGAUUGUCGGCUGAAUCUUACCCGAUUAUCAAAGGGGUUGCCUGUAAGGUGGCAUCCUUGUUUGAUAGUAGCAAAAUCUGUGAAAAGGCUUUUUCAUAUUUGACUCGAAACCAACACACUUUGAGCCAGCCGUUGACAGAUGAACACCUCCACGCCCUGUUUCGGAUUGCCACCACUGAUAUAGAGCCGCAUUGGGAUGAUCUUGUGAGAGGAAGAAAUGAAUCAAAUCCAUAAACUUUUGUAGUACAACGUUGAAACACUCAACAAGAAUCCAAUUCUAAAAGCAGACAUCUGUUUGAUUUUCAAGUUUACUAAUUUGGAUAGUGGGAAAGCACCACAUUAUUCAUCCAAAUUGCUCACAAUUCAAAUUCUUCAGACAUAUUUUUUUUUCCAUCUCAAGAGGCAGCAUGGGACUGAAACAUGCAGACACCUUUUUUUAAAACUUAAUUUGAUGGCAAAGUCAUUAUCUUUUGCUUUUAUAAUAUAACUGUUUUUAAAGACAUUUAGUACUAAUAAUGUGAGUUGAAUUAGAAGUCUGCUUUUAAGGUGUUUCAAAGAAACUUUAGCUCUUAUCUUAACAAAGUGUUAAAAUUCUGAUGCAUAUAGUCUGAAAUUAUCAACUGCUUAAAUAUAUGUUUGAGCCAAUUUGCAGAAACUCACAUGGCAAGUGCAGAAGUUUCUGAAAAGGAGGAACGUACAUACAGUGGAGGUAUUUUGUCGAACUAUCAGAAUGUUGAGACUAUUUUUUUUAGACAUAUUUCUGAGUCUGAAGUAAAUAUUGACAUAUUUCCUCCCUCUCACCUCCCUCCCACCCGCCCUAGUGAUAAUGAUAUUACUAAUACAGAAAAUAAGCACGUAAAAUUUUAGUCAGAGGAACAAGAAUUUUUUUUUAAUUGCUAGUUUAGGAGGCUUCCUGCAGUCUGGAGAUCAGACUAACCAAUUUUUGGAGGUUUCCCCUGAAUUUUUCACAAUUGGGUGCUGUUUUAUGAGCUUGCCUACUAAAGGACAACGCAAAUUCAAGGAACCAGAAUACAAACAAGAAUUUAGAAGGAACUGAAGCCUGAGCUAUCAAAAUAGAUGCCAUAAAGAGCCCAAGAACCAAAAUUCUGCCAGUGGUUCUCCACCAGAGACAGUAUGCCCUCUUUCCAGAGGAUGUUGGGAGACAUAAAGGGGAC